This is a messenger RNA of Rubroshorea leprosula, 1424 nucleotides long. Lineage: Eukaryota; Viridiplantae; Streptophyta; Magnoliopsida; Malvales; Dipterocarpaceae. The record is from the annotation of a GenBank genome assembly.
AUAGACACAAGUUACAUCAGAUAAUGUCACAAUUCAUCACUACUUAGCCAAAAUGCUUGGCCAACGGAGGAGUCAAAGGCUACAAUACCAGGAAACAGCACUGAAACCAGCAGCUCCUGUUUUGUUAGCAGGACUGUUCUGCUUCAUAGCUGCCUCUAUAUCCAGCGCAGGUGGGGUUGGUGGUGGAGGGUUGUUUAUCCCCAUGCUGACUAUUGUGGGAGGUCUAGACCUCAAAACUGCCUCAAGUUUCUCAGCUUUUAUGGUCACAGGAGGCUCCGUUGCAAAUGUUAUAUACAACUUGUGCACCACAAGUGAAAAGUUUGGUGGCAAGUGUUUGAUUGAUUAUGACAUAGCCCUUUUAUCAGAGCCUAGUAUGUUGCUAGGAGUGAGCAUAGGAGUCAUCUGCAACCUUGUCUUCCCUGAGUGGUUGAUCACUAUUCUAUUUGCCAUUUUGCUUGCUUUGUCCACCUUUAAGACCCUCAGAAAUGGGAUUUUCUACUGGAAAAUUGAAUCAGAAACAGUGAGGAGAAGUGCGAAUGCAGAAUUGGAAGAUGGGGUGAGUGGAGAUGGAACUUGUGGUGAGACUGGAGAAGGAAUCAAGAGUCUCAAAGAGCCUUUGUGCAGGAUGGAAGGAAGUGAAAAGUCCAGAUUCCCAUGGAUGAAACUGGGGGUCUUACUCAUGAUCUGGUUUUCCUUCUUUCUUCUAUAUCUUCUUCGUGGAAAUCGCUAUGGUCAGGGUAUUACCAGAAUGAAGCCUUGUGGAUGGGCAUAUUGGGUUCUCUCAUUGUUUCAGAUUCCUCUUGCCAUAGCUUUUACAGCUUGUAUCCUCCAUGGGAGAAAGAGACUCCCAUUCCAAGUUCCUGUGCAACAGGGCAUAGGAGACUUUGCACAAAAUGGAUCGUUUAAAGAGCUUAUUUUCCCAUUAAUGGCCCUGUUAGCAGGGAUCUUAGGUGGGAUUUUUGGAAUUGGAGGUGGAAUGCUCAUAAGCCCACUUCUCCUUCAGGUUGGGAUAGCUCCGGAGGUAACAGCAGCAACUUGUUCUUUCAUGGUGUUAUUUUCAUCUACAAUGUCUGCAUUCCAGUACUUACUUCUGGGCAUGGAGCACACUGGUACAGCUCUCAUAUUUUCCAUCAUCUGUUUCAUUGCAUCCCUUCUUGGUCUGCUCAUCGUGCAGAAAGUAAUACAAGAAUUUGGGAGGGCAUCCGUCAUUGUAUUCUCAGUCGGAAUAGUGAUGGGGCUGAGUACUGUUCUGAUGACAAGCUUUGGAGCACUGGAUGUCUGGGAUGACUAUAUAUCAGGGAAGUAUAUGGGAUUCAAACCACCCUGUUGAAGUCAGCUUUCUAAAUUAGUUCGACACUGAACUACAUUUUAACGACAGUUGAAAUGUAGUAGUAGAGUAACAGAAAUAAAGUUGCUGACAGAAA